Monodelphis domestica (gray short-tailed opossum) is the source of this 6462-nucleotide messenger RNA. RefSeq names its product APC membrane recruitment protein 2 (gene AMER2). The record is from RefSeq and is a predicted model, not a curated record. Gene Ontology annotation, cellular component: plasma membrane. NCBI's taxonomy places the organism in Eukaryota, Metazoa, Chordata, Mammalia, Didelphimorphia, Didelphidae. Gene Ontology annotation, biological process: regulation of canonical Wnt signaling pathway. Gene Ontology annotation, molecular function: phosphatidylinositol-4,5-bisphosphate binding; beta-catenin binding.
UGUCCUUUUCUAUAAGCAGCUUUAGUCUUGGUUGUCUACAUGAGAUAGGAGGAAGAAUAUGCACUCCAACCCCCUUAGCCAGGACCAAAGUGGGUUAGGCUAUUAUAUAAGCCCUUCUGGGGAGGGGAGGAGGUCUUUUAUUUUUGUGGCUUUUGCAGCAGCAGCAACAGUGGCUCAGGUUGAUUUAGAAUAUGGAUGACAGUGGCCUGGCUCCAGCCCAUGACUGACGAAAGCUGCUUAUCCCUCUUGGUUACCAUGGAGAUGAGCAGUAGCAGCAGCAGCAGCAGCAGCAGGAGCAGAGAGGCUGUCAGGGAGAGAAUCAGCAAUCAGGCAUCUGUGGGGGUCUGCAGGAGGAAGGAGGAGGCAGAAUCGGGGACACACAGAGCAGACAUGGACUUGCAUUGUGACUGUGCAGCCGAAACUCCGGCAGCAGAGCAGCCCUCCGGGAAGAUUAAUAAAACUGCUUUCAAAUUAUUUAAGAAGAGGAAAUCGGGUGGCACCAUGCCCAGUAUAUUUGGGGUAAAAAACAAAGGGGAUGGGAAAAGCUCGAGUAAAACGGGGAUGGUGAGAAGCAAGACUCAUGAUGGAUUAGCCGAGGUGUUGAUGCUGGAAAGCAGCAAGAAGGAGGAACCGAACAGCGGUGGGGGCAGUGCUGGUGGCGGCAGCGGGGACCGGCUGAACGCGGAUACCCACCCCAGAGCUGCAGUGACCAGUGUGAGUUCUUUAGCCAACAGCUCCGUGGCUAAGUCGCACAGUUUUUUCUCGCUGUUGAGGAAGAAUGGGAGAUCUGAGAAUGGCAAAGGAGAACAUGCAGAUCAAAACAAGGCUGGCAGCAAACAAAAGAAAGGGCUGAAAGGGAUCUUUAGCAGUAUGCGCUGGCAUAAGAAGGAUAAACAUGGAAAGGAAGAGGAAAAGGAGGAACCCUCUGAAAUCCAGUCUAGCCUCAUUCUACCUGGCUCGCUAACAGCCAGCUUGGAAUGUAUCAAGGAGGAAAUUCCCAAACCUUUGUGUGAACCUGAAAACCCCACCAAGGAAAUUAGAAAAGAGCCAUCCUGUGAGUUCCGGGGGGGAGAAGAGGUGAACGCAUCAGUGGACAAGCCUGAAGUGAGGAAUUCUGGGGAGUCACUCAGCCCGGUGUUACAUAACAACAAAAACACACAGAGAGAGGAUGCCACUGGGCAUCGGCAUGAGGAGAGGCACCGAGAGUCGCGGGAGCCCGGGACUGGGGAGAUCCGGACAGCCCAGGAUACAGCUAGAACAGGUGACGUUCCAAUAAAGACUAUCCCCCUUGUUGAACCUGGGUGUAACAGUGGCCCUGACACUGCCGUCCCUGACCCUUCCUCUAUUGAUCCACCCUCAGAGCCAUCGAUUGAUCGUAUUUGUUUGAUGUUUGCUGACGUCACUUCACUGAAAAGCUUUGACUCUCUUACAGGCUGUGGAGAUAUUAUUGCGGACCAGGAGGAUGAGGCAGGUGCCAGCUGCGACAAGAAUGCCUCUGGGACCAGCAAGCCAGCUCCCUCCAAAAAGAACCCCAACAUGGUGGCCUACCAAGGAGGAGGAGAGGAGAUGGCCAGCCCAGACGAAGUGGACGACACCCACCUCCAGGAAUUUUGGGAUAUGUUAUCCCAGACAGAGGACCAAGAAGCACAAGAGCCCCAAGGUGUCACAGCCAAGGCAGCAGCAGGAGCAGCAGCCAAGGAAACCAAGGGGAUGAUUCCGAGAAGCCUCCUCUCAUCUAUUGAUAUGCAAGCUGACACAUAUACAAGAUGAGGCCAAGCAACCUACAGUUGCUCCAAAACAUUUUGAAACCUGGCGCAUUUAUUUUAACAGUGGCGGCCUCUGUGCUCUAGUUCUUGGGACUCUUUGCUGAAACUUGGCAACCCGGUCAUGGAUGAACAGAAUAUGCCUGUCUUCAGUAACGGAUAUUUUCUCCCUCCCACAACUCCCUUCCCAAUCUCUACCUAUUUCUCAAAGUGGACCAGAGAUAGAGAAUCUUCCCAUCUUGGCAUGACCUGGGCUGGCCACCUGAGGAGGGAGAUCCAAAAGUCCAGGGAAUGAAAUGACUUAAAAACCAUUUCCUGGCACUUCCGGGCUUCAGGCUCAAUGGGAAGACGCUGGUUUUGUGUCUGUGGUUAUAGUGCUUCCAACUCCUUCCAGAAAAAUCUGCUCUUCUUCUAUAGUUAGUAAGCAAACACUCUGUCUCCCUUUGAAGGUAUCUCCCUUCUUUUCUGAGAUUAACAUUUAACAUACAGACAGAAUCUCUUCUGUUGUCAUGGUAAUAGGUUUCCUGAUAGAAAUUCAGCCAUUCCGAACACGUUCCCCUUUUGUUUUUCUUCUCUCAGAAGCCCCUCCCAGGCUUGUCUCUGAUUCUCUGCAUGCUCCAGUGGUAACUAAUGGAGGCAUCCCCCUCGUUAAUGUAACUUGUAAUUGGGGAAAUGAGGAUCUGGCUCUUUUCAAAAGCCCUGCUUUCUCUCGACUGGACUCUCUACCGCCUCUAAAUCAUGGCCAAUCACAUUUUCUGAUCAGCAGAUGAAUGUGUUUUCUUUGCAACUUUAGGAGGUAUUUUCAAGGUCUAAUUUUGUUCUAAUUUGCUUGCAGCAAAGAAGCUGACUUUGUUUUUGAAUUGGAAGGACAAAAAUCAGCUUUUUAUGGUUGUGGCUGAUAUUUAAAUGAUUGCUGUUCAGUUCCCAGUGAUUUUAACCGAAAUGUUCCCAUUCCCACCCCACAAUGGACCCUCUCAUCUCUCAAUUUUUAAACUUUACUUCAAUAUAUAGAUGGAGCUGUGAUCUCAUUAAUAAACUCUCUUAAGAUGUGGAGGGCAACCCAUCUUGUCCAUUGGGAUGCCUGUCUAUAACUUCCCAUAAAUUGUGUAUAAGAGAAUUCAUCCAGUUUGCUGGGGAACCAUCUUUUAGUUCUCUUCACACCAUGUGGAUACCAAUCACUUCAUUUUUUCAGAGCCUAAUUUCCCUUUCCAUUGAAAUAAAAGAAUUGAACCAGAUGACCUCUAAGGUCUCUUCUGGCUCUCACUGGCUACCCCUUAUUCAUAGUCACAUGACUAUCCCACCUUCUCCAAUCAGGCUUUGCUAACAUCCUUUAUACUGCUUCUCUUGCCCAAUUUUUCAUUGGGAAUCUGUAGCAACCUACUCACUCCCAUCAUACAUCUUUCUGGUGCCUCUUGGGUGACCAGAAAUUUUUAACGAGUAGCUUCAGAAAGUUCAAGUUUCCCAGGGAAUGUUGGUUUGUAUGCAGUAGUAUUCUGGUACAAGUUUAGCAAGUAUUUCUCCUGAGGGAAGGGGGUGAGAAAUGCACCUGUGGCACACAUUAAAGUAUAAUCUGAAUUAUUAUUUUCUUUAUCCUUUUCUUAAAUCUGGACAAUUGAAACAAUAAAUCAAGCCCUGAUUUGUAGCAUUUAUUGAAUUCCAAGGUAUAAAUGUUACACUGAAAUGUUAACAAUAGGCUCUUAUGAGUGGGUUUGAGCUACCUCUAACAUACUCCUUGUUUAUAAUCUAAAACAAAUGAAAUCUUGGUUCAUGAGUGUGACAUCUGGCAGCUUUCUCCACUUGAGGUUUUUCCAUGUUGUCCAAAUUUACUAUCUUACUUAUUUACCAAUCAAUUUAGAAUUGUUGCAUCUAUACACAAACUUUAUAACCUUAUGCCCACUUCAGCUGCUAUUUAAAAAAAUCCAUGAAGUAAAUAAAAGAUAUUGAAAUUAGUUAAUCCACAGGUAGAAAUACUGAAGUUCUUUUCAGCUGUUAUCUUCAGAAGCUAGAAGCAGUAUGGUAUAAGAAAGAGAGCACUGGAAUUGAAAUCAGGAGACCUGGCCUCUUGUCCUGGCUCUGCCACCAGCUACCCAUCUGGGACACCAUUGACCAUCUGCUGAAUCUCUGAUCCUCAGUUUCCUCAUCAGUAAAAAUGAAUGGUUUGGACUAGAUGAUUAUUAAGCUUUCUUCCAGUGAAGCAUCAAAAUUCCAUGAUUCCCCCAAAUUUUUAUUUUUGGUAUUUUACCUGGCAAUUUGCCUUGAAUCCUUUAGAAUACAUUUUGCACAUAGUAGAAUGUAAAUUUUUGAAGGCAAGGAAAUUUUCAUUUUCAUUUUUGUAUUUUAUGAAUUAAUUUGUAUGUAAUUUGUAGGACAGGACAAAUUUAUAGUAAAUGAUUGCCAAAUUAAUAGCUGCCAUGGUCAACAAAGCAAACAGUACAACUAAACCUGAGUUCAGUACUUUCUUGGGGCUUUCCAUACUGACUUGGAGCCUUGCUCAAACCUCUUUUUAUGAAGUAUGUUUGAAAAUGUACAUCAUUAGUCAGUUAGUCAAUAAACAUUUAUCAAGUUACUACUAUAUGUCAGGCCAUAUGCUAACUACUGAGGCUUUAAAGAAGUAAAUCACAUUCUCAGCCCCUCAGAAGCACAGACUAAUGGGAGAGACAACAUGCAAACAACUAUAUCCAAAUAAGAUAUAGAAAAAAUAAAUAGUAAGUAAUCAAUGAAGGGAAGGAACUAGAAUUAAGAAAGAUUAGGAAAACCUGGCUUCUUAUAGAAGGUGGGAGUUACAUUCCAGAGACCCCCUCAAUAGGUGAAAAUCCACAAAGUGGACAAGGAGAGAUGCUGAAUAUAUGGGCACAGUGCCAGAGAGCAAACAGAUUGAUGCUACAGGAUACAAAGCAAAGCACUGCAGUUGGUUACCUUUCAUUCCAUCAGCCAAUUGUGUGCCAUAUACAAUCUUAAGUUGGCAAACUUGCACAAGUGGUAGUAGCAUACUGCAUUUUCAUUGUGUACAGUAUGGUAUUUAUCUUCAAAAUCCCAUAAUAUAGCAAAAACUCCAUGAUAUAGAAUUACAUAUAUAUAUGUAUAUAUUUUUAAACCCGUAAUAUAAUGAAGCCAUGAUAAGUGAAUCACAAAAUAGUGAGGGAUGACUGUACCUCCAUUAGCAUCUAUCUUAAGACCAAUUUAUCCCAGUACAUACACACCACUAUAAUGUCUUUUUUUUCUAUUUUUUUUCCUAAAAAUAAAUCAACCAAAUAAGUAAUGGGAAGAGUUAAUCUAUUAAAACUCCUUUAUAAGAGUUUUCUGUGCAUCUGAUUGAAUAUGUCAAGUGUUGGGGGAUUCAGUUAUAGUUUCAAUAAAAGUGGCAGAGGAAAUUGGUUUUUGACAUUUCAGAGAUGUUAUUAAUUUUUAUUCUACAUUAUUUACCUGAAAUAUCAUUUUUAGAGAGAUUAAAUUAUUUCAUUAAGGUCCAGAACCUAACUCGAUUUCUGGUCCAUUGCUUCUUCUAUCCUAGAUUGAGAAUAUAAAUAGAGGAAUUUGCAAGAUUUUUCCCCCUUUUAUAAUCACCUGUGAAAAGUUGUUUUGAAUGGCAGAAGCCGUCUUAGCUUAUAGCUACCAGAUCUGCUCAUUUGUAAUUUUUUUUGUAAAAAUAUUUUACUUUAUCAAUUACAUUGAAUAAUUUUCCAAAUAAGUUUUUUUAAGUUAUCUGAUCCAAAUUGUCUCUCUCUCUUCCUUCCCUCUCCUUUCCCUCCCCCUUCCUGAAAGUGAUAAGCAAUUCAAUCCAGGUUAUACAUGUAUUAUCAGGCAAAACAUACUGAUAUUUUUUUUAAUUAAAAUUUUUUUUAAUUUUUUAAAAAAAUUUUAAAAAUUUUAAAUUUUAAAACUUGAGUUUCAUCCUUAUGAAUGAUCUGAAGAUUAUACAGGGAUUUCCAGACUUUUGGGGAAGAUGUUGACCAACAAAGCCCAAAAUUAUAUGUUCUCAAUGUCUGCUUCAUUUCCCACCAAAGUCAAGUAAUACACAGGAUUGUAGAAUCAUUUGAUUAAGAAACAAUUUAGACUUAUUUUUACAGAUGAAGGAAUUGGGGUUCAGAGAACCUCAGAAAUGACUUAACUCAAGAUUAUUAAGCUUAUUAGUAGCAGUCAGGAUUUGAAAUCCAGGCCCUCUGAUCCCAGAAGAGCUCUUUUGACUCUACUACAUUGGUACAGUAGACAACUGUGAGUUGGUGGGGUUUUUUGUGCAAAGAAAAUUAAUGGUUAGUUGGUUACCAGAUACUCUUUUUAUAGUAGUCUGACUAUAAUCACCAAAUUUUGGAAAAACCACCUGGAAACUUUGGAAAAAAUCCUAGAAAAGCGGUCUUUCCCAGUAUAUACAUUUAUAAAACUCUCUCACAGAAUGGCAUUUUUUCUCCAAAGUUUGAACAUUUAUAAAUUGUAGAAAAAAAUUUAAAAAGCAAUAGAUGCCUUUCUCUCUCACCCCAAAAGUUUGAUAAAAAAAAUCAAGGUUUAUAUUUUAGAACCUCUAAGUCUUUUAUUUGGGUGCUGUUAGUAUUUCUGAUUCUAGUGCGUGAGCAUCAGUCCCAUCAUGUGCUCUGGGUGAAUAGUACUUUUCUUAUCACAUUCAGACCUCUUAAAAUGAAAAUGAAUCACUGUCAUUUGAUUUGGCUUGAUUAAUCCAACCAAUAAAUUCUGUUGUCACUUUGCA